AUGCUGCAGAUGUCAGAGGAGGUUCUGGAUGAGUUGGACUUGAAGAAGUACAACACAUCAGAUGAGGGACGACAGAGACUGAUUCCAGCUGUGAAGAACUGCAGAAAGGCUCGGCUUGGUGACUGUGGACUCUCAGAGACUCACUGUGAAGUCAUGGCCUCAGCUCUGAAGUCCAACCCCUCCCAUCUGAGAGAGCUGGACCUGAGUGACAACGAACUGCAUGAUUCAGGAGUGAAGCUGCUGUCUGCUGGACUGGACAGUCCAAACUGUAGACUGGAGAUUCUGAGAUUGAGGGGCUGCAGAUUGUCAGAGAUCAGCUGUGCUUCUCUGGCCUCAGCUCUGAAAUCCAACCCCUCCCAUCUGAGAGAGCACGACCUGAGUAACAACAAGCUGCAGGAUUCAGGAGUGAAGCUGCUGUGUGGUUUUCUGGAGAGUCCUCACUGCAGACUGGAGACUCUGAGAUUGAGGGGCUGCAGUUUGUCAGAGAUCAGCUGUGCUUCUCUGGCCUCAGCUCUGAAGUCCAACCCCUCCCAUCUGAGAGAACUGGACCUGAGUAACAACAAGCUGCAGGAUUCAGGAGUGAAGCUGCUGUGUGGUUUUCUGGAGAGUCCACACUGCAGACUGAAGACUCUGAGAUUGAGGGGCUGCAUGUUGUCAAUGCACUGUGCUUCUCUGGCCUCAGCUCUGAAGUCCAACCCCUCCCAUCUGAGAGAGCUGGACCUGAGUGAAAACAAGCUGCAGGAUUCAGGAGUGAAGCUGCUGUGUAGUUUUCUGGAGAAUCCACACUGCAGACUGGAGACUCUGAGAUUGAGGGGCUGCAGGUUGUCAGAGAUCAGCUGUGUUUCUCUGGCCUCAGCUCUGAAGUCCAACCCCUCCCAUCUGAGAGAGCUGGACCUGAGUAACAACAAGCUGCAGGAUUCAGGAGUGAAGCUGCUGUCUGAUCUGAAGGAGAGUCCACACUGCAGACUGGAGACUCUGAGGUCAGUAGAGGGUUGGAGUCAGUCCAUGCUGGUUUCAGCAGUAUUGUACUAAACACAGUUAGUAUCAAAGCAGAGAUCCAGUAUUUCCUGUAAACCUCCAACCUUCUCAGCGGCUGCUUUCCUCAGUGAAGCUGUGAGAGGAGAAUGGUGACAGGCUUCAGGAUUGGACAGAAAGACAGAGAGAGAGAGAACAGGCAGUGAUCGUGUGUUUGAG
Micropterus salmoides (largemouth bass) is the source of this 1194-nucleotide messenger RNA. Its product is annotated as ribonuclease inhibitor-like. Gene Ontology annotation, molecular function: protein binding. NCBI's taxonomy places the organism in Eukaryota, Metazoa, Chordata, Actinopteri, Centrarchiformes, Centrarchidae. The record is from RefSeq and is a predicted model, not a curated record.